AUGCCUGCAAGACCUUCCUCAAGACCAAGCAGUGAGAUUUGCUUUGAAGACUACAACAACACUGAUCCCAACAUUGUCAAUCACAGGAUUGACGCUCCCGAGCCUUCCUAUACGACUCAUGUAGAGCCCUAUCAGGACAGUGCUAAUGAAAGCAACUCUGAGCCUGUUCUUGAAUCUCGAACCAACUCUAUCCAAAGUCAAUUACCUAUGAGGAAACCUUAUUCGUAUCAUCAUACCCAUCAUCAACAGCACCAACACCAACAUCAGCAGUUAAAUCGUCCCAAAAGUUCAUCACUUUUUAUUCCUGUCGCUGCUUACUCUAUAACUAAAAAGAAACCAAAGAAAAAGAUCAAAGUAAAGUCUGUUCCUAAAAUGUCUGCAUCAACGGUGUCUGUACGACGAAAGCGUCCAAACAUUGUCUACGAAGAAGCGUCAAGCGAUGAAGAAAAUGACGAUCAAGGAGGAGAAGAGACUGAUCUGGAUGGCGAAGGCACCGAGGACGACUAUGAAAUGAGAAAGGAAAGUGCAGUCUACGGUUACAUACACAAACCUGAAGUGAUUGAGUUUCGAGGACAAUACUACUAUGGUCAGAAUGGUGAGGACAGCGCUGCAGCUGCCGCCGGUGGAGGUGCCGGUGGAGGAGGUAAUACUCGGUAUAGCAAGGCACCAUCCAACAUUGAGUAUGACAGCGUUGAGUCGCCGAUGAUGCACGAACGGCCUCAUCGAGUUUCCUAUGUGCCCUAUGAAAGUUCAUACCACGAGGAGCCGUCAGCUACUUCAAUCAUUCUCGCCAAGUUGAAAAAAGGGUACUCGGUCACUGUGGGACACUUCUCCUCUUCAGCCGACUACGAUGUAGCAGUUGGCAUGCCAAAGGGAAGCAACUACACCGGAAAGGUGGUCAUCUUUACUGCAGCUCUGGGAAAUGUGGCCAACAUUACUGGGCAGCAAAUGGGCGAAUACUUUGGCUACUCCUUGGCCACUGCCGACGUCAACGGAGAUGGUUUCGAUGAUAUCAUCAUUGGCGCGCCACUGUACUCAUCGCCAGUUGAAAAGGACUCGAGUUACGAAAAAGGACGAGUGUAUGUUGCACUGCAAACACGUGAUCAUCAGUUCAAGAUAAAUGCAAAAAGCGGACAUGUCAGUGGUAAAACCAGUCGAGGUCGUUUUGGUCUAUCAGUUGCCACACUGGGUGAUACUAACAAGGAUGGCUUUGACGACAUUGCCGUGGGUGCCCCCUACGAUGGGCCCCGAUCAAGAGGAGCGGUCUAUGUGCUGCUCGGCUCCAAAGCCGGUCUCAUCCUCGACUAUUCUCAGAUCAUCUAUGCGGAGGAUGUACGAGACGACAAUAUUCUCACCUUUGGCUGGAGUCUCUCCGGUGGACUGGACAUGGACGAGAACAACUACAAUGAUCUACUGGUGGGCGCCUAUUCAUCGGAUCGCGUUGUAAUGCUUCGGGCACGACCAGUUGUCAAUGUGACCGCCGUUCUGAGUACCUCAAAGGACAGUAUUAACUUGGAAGAUCGUGAUUGCACACUAAGUGAUAACAGUAGAGCUUACUGUGUUACGGUUAAAGUGUGCCUUGCCUAUGAUGGCAUCGGUGUUGACAAUCGGCUCAAUUUCCACUACCGUACUAUUCUAGACGCCAGUACAUCUUCAUCACCGCGUCUAUUUUUCGUUCACAAGGAACGCGAAAAUGAAGAGGAGCUGACCAUCACACUGAGCAAAGGACAAAACUGGUGCAAAGAUAGACCGGCCUACCUCAUUGGAUCAGUGAGAGACAAACUAACACCGGUGAAUAUCACACUUGAGUACUGGCUGCCUCAUGACGGUCCUCGAUUUGAUAUGAGCACGGGGGAGAUCAGUUCGCAACUGAUGCCAGUGCUCAACAAGGUGAAACCCAGUUUUUUGAGCAAACAACUGGGCAUUCGCAAAAACUGUGGUCGAGACAACAUUUGCAAACCAGACCUGGAACUGACUGCCAGACUAAAUGUCGAUGAGUAUGUUGUGGGCAGCCGAAAGAAGUUGGAAAUGUCAAUCACAGUGAAAAAUCGUGGAGAGGACUCUUACGAAACGAUGUUCUACAUGCGAAUGCCUUAUGAUGUUCAGUAUAUCCGAACUAAUAAAUCGGCACACAAUCCUGAGAUUGUUUGCCAUGGCGCUAAACCCGAGAUAACUGGAGCAAAUGAUCUUGUCUGUGACAUUGGAAAUCCACUCAAAGCAAACAAAAGGGUCGAUCUUGUGGUAAUCAUGGAGCCUGCCAAAGUGAAUUCAGCCACCACGCCCAACUAUGUCUUCCUGAUGAACGUGACGAGUGCCAAUUCUGAGGAUGAAGGCACACUGGGCAAUAAUCAAUAUGAAAUUGGCAUUCCACUUCGCGUUGAAGUAGAACUGGGCACUUUUGGCGUUUCAGAGCCAGAAGUUAUCUCCUACAACUACACCACACUGGAAAGUAGCGCGCAGUUUAGUGCACCUCAAACCCUGGAAGACAUUGGAAAGGAGAUCAGUCACCUUUACACUGUACAAAAUAAAGGCCCAACUACCAUAAGCAAGGCGGAAAUAACCAUCUUAUGGCCUACAAGAGACUUGAGAGGGAACUUUCUGUUGUACCUGGUCGACCAAGUGAUAGUUCAUGGCAAACCUAACAAAGGUUUCUGCAGAACUAUCACCCUUGACGAUUUAAAUCCUUUGAGACUAAAGACUCGCAAGUCAUCUUCAUACCACCUGAAUCGACCAACACGUGCCAUCAACAGAGCUCAACUUCGAGGCCCAUCAGCUGCUCUGACUGAGGACACUGAACUGAACUCACAGUAUCUUCAACUGACCAGGUCGUGUGGCUCCACCAAUUGUACGCGCAUCGAGUGCGGCAUUCAAGACCUCGAAACGAAUGAAUCAGUCAGCUUCACCAUUCGCUCUCGCUUCUGGAAGGAAAACAUUCACCUAGUAGAACUGGAUGAAUUUCAGAUCUCCUCAAAGUUGAUCGCCAUGGUGACAGCACUGCCAUAUGAUGUCAGUCGUCGACUACUUCAGCCCGAAGUGCGCACUAUUGCCACACGGGUCUACCUGACCGGAAUGGAUCGCGGUGAGCCCAUUCCCUGGUGGCUCAUCCUCGCCGCCAUUCUCGUCGGUUUGCUCAUUCUCGCCGCUCUGGCGCUGGCACUGUGGAAGCUAGGUUUCUUCAAGCGAAAGCGCCCACCGAAGACGCGCUCCUCUGACCGAGAGCCACUGCAACGGAAGGGAGAUGCUUCACUCUAA
Rhagoletis zephyria (snowberry fruit fly) is the source of this 3252-nucleotide messenger RNA. The record is from RefSeq and is a predicted model, not a curated record. NCBI's taxonomy places the organism in Eukaryota, Metazoa, Arthropoda, Insecta, Diptera, Tephritidae.